Helianthus annuus (common sunflower) is the source of this 540-nucleotide messenger RNA. RefSeq lists its product as uncharacterized. Lineage: Eukaryota; Viridiplantae; Streptophyta; Magnoliopsida; Asterales; Asteraceae. The transcript is spliced from 2 exons. The record is from RefSeq and is a predicted model, not a curated record. The coding region runs from base 1 to 540 and encodes 179 amino acids.
AUGGUUACGGUGGAGAUAGAUAGUGACGUAUCUCACCGCAUCCAGGUUGGCUGGUGUAGGUGGAGAGCAGCCACUGGGAUUUUGUGUGACAGGAGGUUCCCAACAAAAUUAAAGGGAAAAUUUUAUAGGGUAGCAGUUAGACCGGCUAUGUUAUACGGGACAGAUUGUUGGGCCAUCAAGAAAACACAAGCGCGCAAGAUGGAGGUAGCGGAGAUGAGGAUGCUUAGGUGGAUGUGUGGCCACACGAUGUUAGACCGAAUAAGAAGUGAGGUUUUUAGGGAUUGGUUAGGAGUAGCUAGUAUAUCAGACAAGUUAAAAGAGGGGAGGUUGAGAUGGUUUGGGCAUGUGAAAAGGAGGCAGUUGACAGAACCGGUUAGAGCAGUGGAAACCAUGAUAGUGGAAGGAAGGAGGAGUAGAGACAGACCCAAGUUGACUUGGGAUGAAAGACUUAGGCAAGAUUUGGUAGAAUUGCACCUCUCUGAGGACAUGGUUCAUGAUAGGAGUGCGUGGAGACAUAGGAUUAAGGUUAAGGACUUGUAG